AUGGGGGGAGCCCCAGGCCACUCGGUCGAACAGUGCUUGGCCUUGAAGAGCAAGGUCCAAGGCUUGAUAGAAGCUGGAUGGUUGACAUUUCAAAAGGACGGGCCCAACAUAAAGACAAACCCUCUUGCCAAUCAUGGAGGAGUUGUUAAUGCCAUCGAUGUGAGUAGGUCACACGGGCCCAAACUUUUGAAGGACGUAACGACCUCUAGAAGGUUUAUCUACAAAGCCUUACAAAAGGUGGGCAUGAUUCCCCGCGGUGGGCACAGAGAGGAUUCAUGUUUAAUGCAUCCGGGCGUACUGCAUGACAUGGAAACAUGUUCGGCGGUAAGAGAUCUAUUACAACAAAUGAUUGACCAAGGCCGGCUUGAGGUCGACAAUGAGGGGGAGGAGGAACAACAUGUAUACAUGCAGUCGGCAGAUAAGGAAGGUCCUAAAAAGCCUAAACCCUUGGUUAUACACUUCACUAGGGACACGGCUCCCCAAAGACCUCAACACCCCUCGGCAGUGUCGAGCGGUAGACCUAUUUCAUUUCCUUACGAGAAUAGCCACACAGUUUUGUGGAGGUAUGCCCCUCCGGGCAGUAGGAAGGAAGAAGCUACCGAUACCGGUUCACUAUCAGCCAAACCUGCAAACACUAAAGGGAAAGCAGAGGUGAUCGAAGGACAAAAUGCCAAGGUGAUCCCCGCACCAGACGAGGAUGUUCCGACGAAGGAUUUUGCCGAGGGAAGAGAGGGCUGCGGCAAGAAAGAGGUAUCACUCGAGGAGGCUGGCGAGUUCCUCCGCAUUAUCCAACAAAGCGAGUUCAAAGUCAUUGAAAAACACAACAAGACCCUAACUAGAGUCUCCUUUCUGGAGCUGCUCAUGAGCUCUGAGCCUCACCGAGCUUUGUUGGUAAAAGUCUUGAAUGAAGCUCACGUAGCCCAAGACAUCUCCGUAGAAGGCUUUGGGGGAAUCGUCAAUAACAUCACAGCCAACAAUUACCUCACCUUCGCUGAAGAGGAAAUCCCUGCCGAGGGGAGAGGAAAUAACAGGGCUUUACAUGUGUCAAUCAAAUGCAUGGAACACGUUAUGGCCAAAGUACUCAUCGACAAUGGCUCAAGCCUGAACGUGAUGCCCAAGAGCACGUUGGAGAAAUUUCCAUUUAACGCCUCCCAUCUAAGGCCAAGUUCCAUGGUGGUCUGUGCCUUCGAUGGCAGCCACCGAGAGGUAAAGGGAAAGAUCGACCUCCCAGUACAGAUAGGGCCUCAUACCUGCCAAGUUAAAUUCCAAGUGAUGGAUAUCAAUCCGGCCUACAGUUGUCUUUUGGGGCGUCCAUGGAUCCACUCAGUGGGAGUCGUCCCCUCCACACUCCACCAAAAGUUGAAGUUUGUAGUGGAAAGACAUUUGGUCAUAGUAUCAGGUGAGGAAGAUGUCCUGGAAGGAAGAAACAAAGGCCGAGGCCCGCAGUCGGGACAGCAAGCCCAAGAGGUUCCUCCGUGCCACAUCAGCAGAAGCUUUGUUAGUGCAGGUUUAAGACCCGAAGGACAAAUCGAUGCGAUAUGCGAUGAGGACUCCCCAAGGAGAUCCGAUUUGGUACAACCAUGCCCUCCUGGUUUCCAACUAGGGAAUUGGCGGGUGGAGGAAUGCCCAGACGUUUACGCGACAAGCAUAAUAUCCGACGACGAGUCCCGCGAAGGUAUUAAUACCGGGGACCCGGCCGUCGAUUUCGAGCAAGAAGCAAGUCGGACGGAGGAUGAAGAGGAUGAGGAUGUAGGGCUUCCCCCAUAG
Glycine soja is the source of this 1767-nucleotide messenger RNA. RefSeq lists its product as uncharacterized. The record is from RefSeq and is a predicted model, not a curated record. The transcript has 4 exons. The coding region runs from base 1 to 1767 and encodes 588 amino acids. NCBI's taxonomy places the organism in Eukaryota, Viridiplantae, Streptophyta, Magnoliopsida, Fabales, Fabaceae.